AGUACCCGCGCAGCCAGAGCCCAGGGGCAGCCGGUGGGAGGAGGCAGAGAGUCCGCAGCUGCCGCACCGCACAGUCUCUUUGAAACCCGCAAGAGGAAAGAGCCGCCCGCAUCAACCGAUGUCAACGGAGCUGUCUGAAGACCGGGACCUCGACGGGUUAGGAGAGCAGGCAAUAGACAGACAGACCAGACUGACAGACAUCUGCAGUGGCACAGCGGGCAGCAGAAUGGCGUCCAUACCAGAAUACUACGCUGGCAAGAGUGUGCUGAUCACAGGAGCCACAGGCUUCAUGGGAAAAGUGCUAGUGGAAAAGCUUCUGAGGUCCUGCCCAGAGGUCAAAGCCAUCUACCUCCUGGUCAGACCCAAAGCCGGGCAGUCCAUGCAGCAGAGGGUCAGCGACAUGAUGAUGUGCAAACUUUUCGACCGAGUGCGGGAGGACAACCCCGACUUCCACCAGAAGAUCAUCCCCAUCAGCAGCGAGCUGACGCAGCCCGGCCUGGCCAUCAGCCCACAGGAUGUGGAGAAGCUCACCACCUGCAUUAACAUCAUCUUCCACUGUGCUGCCACCAUCCGCUUCGACGAGCCACUCAAACACGCCCUGCAGCUGAAUGUGAUUGCCACACAGCAGCUCCUCAGCCUGGCCCAGCAGAUGCACCACCUCGAGGCCUUCAUUCACAUCUCCACCGCCUAUGCAAACUGCAACCGCAAGCACAUCGAUGAGGUCAUCUACCCGCCACCUGUCGAGCCCAAGAAACUCAUUGAAUCUCUCGAGUGGAUGGAUGACGGCAUGGUGCGUGACAUCACACCGCGGCUUAUCGGCGACAGGCCCAACACAUACACCUACACCAAAGCCCUGGCCGAGUGCAUGGUGCAGCAGGAGCAAGACAAGCUCAACAUUGCCAUCAUCAGACCGUCCAUAGUGGGAGCCAGCUGGCAGGAGCCUUUCCCCGGUUGGAUCGACAACUUCAACGGGCCAAGUGGAGUCUUUAUAGCUGCUGGAAAGGGGAUCUUGCGCACCAUGAGAGCCAACAACGAUGCGGUGGCUGACCUGAUCCCUGUGGACGUGGUCAUUAACCUCACCCUCGCUGCUGGCUGGUACACCGCUGUACACAGAAGGAAAACAGAAAAACAGAAAAAUAUAAGACCUAAAACAGCUCUGGUGUACAACUGCACGACUGGCGGCAUCAACCCGUUCCACUGGGGAGAGAUUGAGCACCAUGUGAUGUCGUCCUUCAAAAGGAACCCGCUGGAGCAGGCUUUCCGCAGGCCCAACGCCAACAUCACCUCCAACUAUCUGAUCAAUCAGUACUGGAUCCUGGUCAGCCACAAGUUCCCUGCCCUCAUCUACGACCUGUUCCUGCGACUCACUGGACAAAAGCCGCAGAUGAUGCGCAUCUUCAACCGUCUCCACAAGGCCAUCGGCCUGCUGGAGUAUUUCAGCAGCCAGGACUGGGAGUGGAACUCUGAGAACAUGAGCAUGCUGAUGAGCCAGCUAACCCCAGAGGACAGGAAGACAUUUAACUUCGACGUGCGCCAGCUGAACUGGCCUGAGUACAUUGAGAAUUAUUGCAUCGGCACCAAGAAGUACGUCCUGAAUGAAGACAUGUCUGACAUUCCUGCUGCCAGGCAACAUCUGAGGAAACUGAGGAACAUCCGCUACACCUUCAACACCGUGUUGGUCGUCUUCAUCUGGAGGGUUUUUAUCGCCCGCUCCCAGAUGGCCAGAAACAUCUGGUACUUUGUGGUCAGCCUCUGUUUCAAGUUCCUCUCCUACUUCCGCGCAUCCAGCACCUUAACCAACUGAGUCUUCCUCACUGCCUCAAGAGCCAGAGACAGCAGCCCUCGCCUUUAGCUGUCAGCAGGACGUAACAUCUGAGGCUCUGUCCAUCCACAAAGGACACUCCACAUCCAACUGGAUGAAGGGGGCUCUCUACAGGUGGGGGCUGCAGUUGAGUGAAGCACUCAGAAGGGAAAAAAGAGGUCUGCUAGCCAUGAAUUAUUUCUUUAGUUUGGAAAUCUGUCGUCAGUACCUGCACUGUUCAUUCAACACACCCCGUCCAAAAAAAAGCGUUGUCAUUCAUUUUGUACCUACUGUUUUCCUCUCAAAGUGGCCAAUUAUAUAUGCAACAAUAAGCCUUUUGUGUAACUUCCAUUUUCUUUUCCACAUCAUUGUUUCCAUCUCCUUGAAUCUCAGUACAUUGCCUUGCCUUGUGAUGAUUUUUUUUCAUACUUGAAAUAUGGCAGUGCUUCAGUGGAGGACGGUUUCUAUAAGAUUAUUUUGGUUCUCUGUUUUUUACUGUGGGGAUAUCCAAUUCCUCUCUUUAAUACGCAGGUGAUUUGGAUAUCUGUAUGUCUUGCAUUACGUAUAUCUACUGCCUUUUUAAAAUUACACCCAAAAACUAAGUGGUGGUUAUCUGUCUCAAGGCCAAUCCACAGAUUAUUGAGACUAAAGCUAAAUUCUGAGCACAGAAGACACCUGUAUCCCUACAUAUACCAAAACAUACAGAUCUGCCAUUUUUCCUGCUGUUGAGGUUGUCACUUAUUUACUAUCACAAAUGAUAAUGUCCGUAUGUCUUUGAACAUAAACCUUGGUUAUUUGAAUGCUCAUCCACUUUUUGCCUGUUUGUACAGCAGUUUUUACUGAAACUAAGUUUACUACUUUUACAUCUUUAUACUUGCGUCAAAGGCUAGUCUGAUAUGUGGUAGACCUUGGCAGUGUAUUAUAUAUAAAUAACAGUACAUCAGAGUCAAAUUUAUUUGUAUAGCCCAGUAUCACAUACUAUACUCCCAACAGUUUCCAACCAAGCCCAAGUUUUCUAAAAAGACAAACUCAUGCAAAACCUCAAAAGGCACUUCAAAGAGGGACCCCCCUCUCCUCGGACAGCUGGGGGUGAAAAAGGAGCCAUAGGUGGGAAAAUUACAAAUUAACAUUAAGUUGUAAUAGGUAGAAAUGCCAAAUACAACAAUGGGAUUCCAAAAGGUCCAUUGCUACUGUAGUAAAUCCAAAAUUUAGAAGUCCAAGGAAUGGGUCCACUUAAAUAAGUUCAAUAUCAGUGAUUCACAAUGUUCCAUGUCCAAGAUUGUAAGUAUGUGAGUUUGGGGGACCAAGCUUGGAGCAGGGAAUUUAGUGGAGUAGGGAUAAAGAUGGAAGAGACCUAGCCCCAGUUUGUGCCUCUCGUCUACUAGCGUUACAUUUGAUUAACAAUGGUAACCAUCCGUAAAAUAAUUACCCGGAAAUGUCUGGAAAAACUCAGGAGGUUGUUUAACAACCGUUAACGUUGUUCUGAGGGUAUUUCUACAAACCUCAAAGACUCCUCUAACCAUCUGGAUAAAUAAAAUAUUCCAUCUGCUGCACAAUAAAUAAACCCAAGUUGCAACUCUGUUUCCUUAUCCAAACAAAGAUGGCAGCCCGCAGGUCACCUGGAUUAACAGUCUUGGGAAACACAGUUGCUUGGGAAACGGUUUAAAAUCUUUUUUAUUGUUCAGCUUUUUGGUUAGAGGAGUCUGUGGUUUCUAGAAAUACCUUCAGAACAGCAGUAGUGUUGUUAAAUGUGAAGGUGAAAACACUACUGUCUAAAGAUUUCUUUUAGUUCUUGAGGCAGGCCUCUGGAUACUGAAGAGGUCAUGAGGUUUGUUAGAUAUGACUAAGAAGGAUCAUAUGUUUAUAUUAGGAGACCAUAAAAAACGGCCCUAGCAUAAAUAGAAAGCCAAAGCAAGGAGGCUAUGAUUGGUCAAAUUUGAGAGUGCUCGUUAAAUUGUGUUGAAAGCUGAAGUUUUUUUAAUCCAGAGAACGAGCAUUUCAGCUUCAUCUAUAUGUAAGAAAAGCAGGAUCUUUUUCAAACAACUUCUGACAGCAAGUAAAUUGAACAGGGCAUGGGUCAGUCAUUACAAUUGAUUGUACUAUAGAGUUGAGUGUUAUCUGCAUAAGAGCAAAAAUUCAUGCUGCAGCUGCUACUGAACAGAAGAAUAUUGUGAAAAGUGGUGGACCAGGUACAAAACUUUGAGGAUCGUCACACCUUACCUGAUGGAGAGAUGGACUACUAUUUUUAAGCAAGACAUACUGUGACCUGUAUAUUAGUCUGGACCUAAAUCACAAAAGUGCUAGGUUAAAAAAUGAGAGACUUAAGGCCCUCCUGGUAUUACAUCCUUGACCCCAGUUUGGAAGAUCUGUAAAUAGUUGAAUUACAUAUUAUUCUUAUAGACUACCAAAAAAUUGUAUUUGACUGUUGAUUUUUGCUUGGUGAGUGUCACAGGAUUCCACCACAGAGCUUCCCACAGAGUCUACCAAAAGCAUUAAGUAUGACAGGCAAGUCUGAUUUUUACUAAACAAACAAAAAAACUGUGUAUAGUAUUGUAUAUGUUGAAAGGCGUGACUCUUGACAGAAUACACAUACAUAACAGUUAUGAGCCUUUAUGGGAGGAAAAGGGACAAAACUAAAUAAAUGUUUAUGCAAAGCCGAUGUCUGUGGUGUAAUCAUGGUAACUCUUAAUUUCAGAGGGGGAUAAUGAACCAAAAUGUCUGCAAUCGUUGAGGCCUGUAUGAUGGUUUCGUCAGAAUUGUUCUUACAGAGCUGCAGGGCUACUGUAAUGGUGUAGUUAUAGAGUUUUGCUCUUCUGUGGUCUGUUUGAUCAAACCAAAUGCAGAGUACUGUUUGGUACAGGAAACCCCAGGCUGGAGCUCCUGUUACUGUAUGUAACAAACAGCAACAUGUAAUCAGUGAUUUCAUCUUAUAUUUUCUGGUGUCGUUUUACACAUCAUGGUGAGUUUACUUGUCAUGCGGAGUGCUACACAGCCAGUGAAAACAGUUGUAUGUCUUCUGUUUCUUCUUCUACUUUACAAAGUUUGGAGAAAAAAAGGAUUUUGAGGCUGCACAUUUAUAGCAGAAAGGCUGCAUUAUAAACUGAGUGCAUGGAGUUUCAAAGUCACUGGCAUUUACCAUGCAGAGAGGCACUAACAAAAUAUGCUGUCUAGUUGCAUUGCGGGAAACGUAGGGUACAGGGUUUUUGGAACUUAAUUCAUACAAGAGACUAAAGUUGUGAUAUCUUGGUCUCUGCUGCUUUGAUUUAUUUAAUUUUAUUUUUUUAAAUCUGUCUCUCGCAAGUUCCCCAAUACAAGUAAAAUACUAAAUCACUAGAGUACCUUUUAAACCUUUAUGCAGUACAGGGGUUUUAGGGCAUUUUUCAACUGUAAAAGAGUCCUGAUAUAAGUUCUGCAGUCCCUUUCUUCUCUAGAGGUGUCUCCAGGCUUCAAAUGACCUUAUUUUCUUUCAUUCUAAAGCUAUUCAAACUCUUUGUAGGCUUGUUAAUUUACCAAUACGCUCACUUGCUACACCUAAAAUACCAGUUAUAGCGGUAUCAUGCUCCAUCUCUUAAACACUGGAUUUUUUUAAGUCUUAAAAAAUGCUGGAUUUACAAUAGAGGCCAAGAGAUGACAAUGUUUUUUUUUUGAGGGGGGGGGGUUCUUCUAAAUGCACCUAAUGAAAUGGCAAGAUUGUCUGAACACUGGUCUGUGUAGCACAAAAUAACUGCUGAUAAAUCAAAGCUUUUUUUUCCCCUCUACAUGCAACCAAGAAAGAAUCUGAAUUUUUGGGGAUGUGUAAAAGCACAUUUAAAAAAAAAUAAAGAUUGGGAUUGACACCACCUGAA
Molecule: messenger RNA, 5646 nt
Organism: Siniperca chuatsi (mandarin fish)
Lineage: Eukaryota; Metazoa; Chordata; Actinopteri; Centrarchiformes; Sinipercidae
Product: fatty acyl-CoA reductase 1
Exons: 13
Coding region: 119-1804 (561 amino acids)
Biological process (GO): long-chain fatty-acyl-CoA metabolic process
Cellular component (GO): peroxisome
Molecular function (GO): alcohol-forming very long-chain fatty acyl-CoA reductase (NADP+) activity
Source: RefSeq, a predicted model, not a curated record